This is a messenger RNA of Passer montanus (Eurasian tree sparrow), 3956 nucleotides long. It is a transcript of the gene ERBB3, whose product is annotated as erb-b2 receptor tyrosine kinase 3. Gene Ontology annotation, cellular component: basal plasma membrane; signaling receptor complex. Gene Ontology annotation, biological process: nervous system development; positive regulation of cell population proliferation; positive regulation of kinase activity. Gene Ontology annotation, molecular function: protein tyrosine kinase activity; ATP binding; neuregulin binding. Lineage: Eukaryota; Metazoa; Chordata; Aves; Passeriformes; Passeridae. The record is from RefSeq and is a predicted model, not a curated record. The transcript is spliced from 24 exons. Bases 41 to 3859 code for a protein of 1272 amino acids.
UGCAUUCCCGGGCACGCUCCGCCGCUACCGGGGCGCCGCGAUGGAGCCGCACCGGCACCGGGAGCGGCCCCGGGCGCUGCUGCUGCUGCUGCCGCUGCUGCUCCGCGGCCCCGCGCCCGGCUCCGCGCAGGCAGUGUGCGCGGGGACGCUGAACGGGCUGAGCGUGACGGGCGACGCGCAGCACCAGUACCAGACCCUGCACAAGAUGUACAACAACUGCGAGAUCGUCAUGGGCAACCUGGAGAUCGUCCUCAUCGACCACACCCAGGACCUCUCCUUCCUGCAGACCAUUCGGGAGGUGACCGGCUACAUCCUGAUCGCCAUGAACGUGUUCGCGGCGCUGCCGCUGCAGAACCUGCGCGUGAUCCGCGGCACGCAGUUCUACGAGGAUCGCUUCGCGCUCUUCGUGCUGCUCAACUACAACCCCAACACCACGCACGCCCUGCGCCAGCUCGGCCUCAACCAGCUCACCGAGAUCCUGGCGGGGGGCGUGUACAUCGAGAAGAAUGCGCAGCUGUGCCACGUGGACACCGUGGAGUGGAGGGACAUCAUGAGGGACACGCGCCUGGAGCCGCUCGUGAGGGACAACGGCCGCGGCUGUGCGUGCGGGGACAGCGGGGCUGGGGGCUGCGGGCUCUGGUGUCCCCCUGUUUUGGGGUCCCUGACCAAGACCAUCUGUGCCCCGCAGUGCAACGGGCGCUGCUUCGGCCGCGCGCCCAACGAGUGCUGCCACGAGGAGUGCGCGGGCGGCUGCACCGGGCCCCUGCGCACCCACUGCUUCGCCUGCCGGCACUUCAACGACAGCGGCGCGUGCGUGCCGCUGUGCCCGCAGCCCCUGAUCUACAACAAGCUGACCUUCCAGCUGGAGCCCAACCCCGACACCAAGUACCAGUACGGGGGGGUCUGCGUGCGCCAGUGCCCCCACAACUUCGUGGUGGACCAGAGCUCGUGCGUGCGCGCCUGCCCCAACGACAAGAUGGAGGUGGAGAAGAACGGGCUGAAUAUCUCCGAUCCCUGCGCGGGGCUGUGCCCCAAGGCCUGCGAGGGCACCGGCGCCGGCAGCAAGUACCAGACCGUGGACUCCAGCAACAUCGACACCUUCAUCAACUGCACCAAGAUCCUGGGCAACCUCGACUUCCUCAUCACGGGCCUCGAGGGGGACCCCUGGAGGAACAUCUCGGCGCUGGACCCGGAGAAGCUGAACGUGUUCCGCACCGUGCGGGAGAUCACGGGGUACCUGAACAUCCAGUCCUGGCCCAAGCACAUGCACAACUUCAGCGUCUUCUCCAACCUCGAGACCAUCGGGGGAAGGAGCCUGUACAACCGCGGUUUCUCGCUGCUGAUCAUGAAGAACGAGAACGUGACCUCGCUGGGGCUGCGCUCGCUGCGCGAGGUGAGCGCGGGCCGCGUGUACAUCACCGAGAACCGGCGGCUCUGCUUCCUGCACACCGUGCACUGGGCCGCGCUCAGCCGCAGCCGCGCCGACCUCGACAUCCGCAACAACCGGCCCCGCAGCAAGUGCCGUGCGUGGGGCGGGCUGGGGAGGGGGCGCGGGACCCCCCGGGCACCCCCUGACCCCUGCAGGGACCCCCGGUCCGUCCCAGGUGGCAUUGUCAACACCGGGGUGGCAUUGUCACCGCCAGGGUGGCAUUGUCACCACCGGGGCGUCCCUGUCACCGCUGGAGUGGCAUUGUCACGACCGGGGCGUCCCUGUCACCGCCGGGCCGGCACGGUGACCCCCCGUGUGCCCCCCAGGGACCCCCGGGAGUUCUCGCAGGGCGGCGAAUGCACCGAGUGCCACCCGGAGUGCGAGCGCAUCGACGGCGGCGCCACCUGCAACGGCUCGGGUGCCGACACGUGCACGCGCUGCGCCCACUACCGCGACGGGCCGCACUGCGUGGAGCGAUGCCCCGAGGGCGUCCUGGGCGAGCGCGGCCCCAUCUACAAAUUCCCCGACGGCAGCCGCGAGUGCCGGCCCUGCCACGAGAACUGCACCCGGGGGUGCGUGGGGCCGCUGCUGCGGGACUGCCUGGGGGACACCCUGCCCGUGUCCAGGCGCGCCCCGACGCUGAUCGCGGUCAUGGUGGUCGGGGCCGUGUUCCUCUCGUGCUCGCUGGUGCUGCUGGCGCUGCUCUACUGGCGGGGCAAGAAGAUCCAGAAGAAACGGGCGAUGCGGCGCUACCUGGAGCGGGGCGAGAGCCUGGAGCCGCUGGACCCCAGUGAGAAAGCCAACAAGGUCCUGGCCCGGAUCUUCAAGGAGUCGGAGCUGAAGCGCCUCAAGGUCCUGGGCUCCGGCGUCUUCGGCACCGUGCACAAGGGGAUCUGGAUCCCGGACGGGGAUUCCAUCAAGAUCCCGGUGAGCAUCAAGGUGAUCCAGGGCUGGAGCGGGCAGCAAUCCUUCCACGCCGUCACCGACCACAUGCUGGCCAUCGGCAGCCUGGAGCACUCGUACAUCGUGCGGCUGCUGGGCAUCUGCCCGGGCCCGCAGCUGCAGCUGGUGACGCAGCUGCUGCCGCUGGGCUCGCUGCUCGACUACGUGCGCAAGAACCGCGGCGCCAUCAGCCCGCAGCUGCUGCUCAACUGGUGUGUGCAGGUGGCCAAGGGGAUGUACUACCUGGAGGAGCACCGCAUGGUGCACAGGAACCUGGCAGCCCGGAACGUGCUGCUCAAGUCGCCCAGCCAGGCGCAGGUGGCCGAUUUCGGCAUCGCCGACCUGCUCUACCCCGACGACAAGAAAUACUUCUACAACGAGGUUAAGACGCCCAUCAAGUGGAUGGCCCUGGAGAGCAUCCACUUCGGCAAGUACACGCACCAGAGCGACGUCUGGAGCUACGGGGUGACGCUGUGGGAGAUGAUGACGUUCGGCGCCGAGCCGUACGCCGGGAUCCGCCUGGCCGAGGUGCCGGACCUGCUGGAGAAGGGCGAGCGGCUCUCGCAGCCGCAGAUCUGCACCAUCGACGUCUACAUGGUGAUGGUGAAAUGUGAGCGCCACCGGCGUGCCACCAGGGCUGCCACCGGGCUGUCACCAGGGCUGCCACCAGUGUGCCACCACGGUGUCACCAGGGUUUGGGGUCCCGGCUCAGAUUUGGGGUCCCGGGCUGGUUUUGGGGUCCCGGCUCAGGCUUGGGGUGCCCCCCUGACCCCGCUGUGUCCCCAGCCCGGGGGGUCGCGGCCGGCGCGGCGGCCCCGCCGGGGCUCGGGGGGUCGCACGGUGUCCGAGUGCUCCGAGGGUCGCGGCACGGGCUCGGAGCUGGAGCUGGGGGGCUCGGGGGGGUCCCUGGGGGGCAGCCUGUGCCGCAGCCUGCGCUCGCGGGGGGACAGCGCCUACCUGUCCCAGCGGGAGAGCCUGGUGAUCCCACCCUGCUGGGACCCCCCGGGGGGCUCGGCGCCGGCCGCGCGCGAGGAGGAGGAGGAGGAGGAGGAGGAGGAGGAAGAGUACGAAUACAUGAACCGGCGACCCCCGGGGGUCUCCCCCCAACCCCGCCCGGCCUCCCUGGAAGAACUGGGCUACGAGUACAUGGAGGUGACCUCGGACCCCGCGGGACCCCCCACCCAAAACCCCCGGGGGGCCGCCGAGGAUGAUGAGGAUGACGACGAAGAUGAAGACUACGAAUACAUGAACAAACAGCCGCGGCUCAGCCGCUCGCUGCCCCCCGCGACCCCCGCCCGGGGGCGGCGGGAGGAGGAGGAGCAGGGCUACGAGGAGAUGGAGGCGGUGCUGCCCCCCGCCCACCCCCAAAUCGCCCCCGCGACCCCCAUGAAGCCCCUGCGGAGCCUCGAGGCCUCGGACUGCGCCUUCGACAACCCCGACUACUGGCACAGCCGCCUCUUCGCCAAGAGCGACCCCCGCAGGACUUAGGGGACCCCCCGGGACCCCCCACCCACAGCCCGGGACCCCCCCCUCGGGACCCCUCCUCAAUUUGGGGGGGCUCGCGCUGAAGAUGAAGGAUCUGCCC